AUGGCAUCUUCAGCGACAACGGCACUGCCCAAAAUCAUACCUUCUGGUCCGAAAAUCCCAUCAAUCAAUUCGCGUCCAUGCCCACCACAAUCCUUAACCAUAAAACAACGCAUACCACUCACUGGAAUCCGAAGAAGGGUCUUCCACAAAACUGCCAUCAGAGCUACUGGUUCCUCAUCUCCUGGACUCUACUCGGCCCAGCAAUUCGAACUCAACCCUCAAAACGUGAACCUUGUUCUAGAGGAGGUUCGGCCUUACUUGAUUUCUGAUGGUGGAAACGUCGAUGUUGUGUCUGUUGAAGAUGGUGUUAUCACUCUCAAACUCCAAGGAGCAUGUGGGAACUGUCCAAGUUCAGAAACCACCAUGAAAAUGGGAAUUGAAAGAGUUCUUAAAGAAAAAUUUGGAGAUGCUGUUAAAGAUAUUCGCCAAGUAUCUGACGAAGAACCGAAGGAGACAAAUGUUGAGGCAGUAAAUGAUCAUCUGGAUAUACUGAGACCAGCUAUUAAAAAUUUCGGAGGAAGUGUGGAAGUGCUAUCUGUUGAGAAUGGGGAAUGCCGUGUUCAGUACGCCGGACCUGAUUCUAUUGGCUCAGGAAUCAGAGCAGCGAUCAAGGAGAAGUUUCCAGACAUUGUGGAUGUUGUUUUUGUUGGCUAG
Molecule: messenger RNA, 654 nt
Organism: Dovyalis caffra
Lineage: Eukaryota; Viridiplantae; Streptophyta; Magnoliopsida; Malpighiales; Salicaceae
Source: the annotation of a GenBank genome assembly